This is a messenger RNA of Chelonia mydas (Green sea turtle), 3759 nucleotides long. RefSeq names its product beta-1,3-glucuronyltransferase 1 (gene B3GAT1). Gene Ontology annotation, molecular function: galactosylgalactosylxylosylprotein 3-beta-glucuronosyltransferase activity. The record is from RefSeq and is a predicted model, not a curated record. Gene Ontology annotation, cellular component: Golgi membrane. Lineage: Eukaryota; Metazoa; Chordata; Testudines; Cheloniidae. The transcript has 9 exons. Gene Ontology annotation, biological process: chondroitin sulfate proteoglycan biosynthetic process; carbohydrate metabolic process. The coding region runs from base 325 to 1512 and encodes 395 amino acids.
CCAAUUCCCUAAUCAGGAAGGAGAAGCUGCAAGAGAAGGUCUUCAGGCUCUGAGACGGUGGAGUGUUGGGUAAAGGCUUCCUAAGACAACAGAACCUUGGCUAGCUUUGGCCACAGACAGCUUCACUGGGGGCCUGCCCCCUUACCCUCAGUGUAGACAUGACCAGUACCUAUCAUCACUGUUGGAUGCAUCCGGGUUUGGAGUCAGCUGGCAGCAAAGAAGUCCAGUGGGCAAUGUGGCAGUGCCACGUCCUGGUGGCCAUGAGGAGCCUUGUUUAAAUCCAAUGCUCACACCAUUUCCAACUGUCCCAGAUGAAUUCAUAUAAUGUCCUUCUCUCAGACUUCACAAGGCUUCCUUCCUGAUGGGUUCCUGAAGCUCCCACCAGUGGCUCAGGCUACGCCCCGUGAAAGCACUCCCCGCGUGGCCUCCAGCCCGUGCAGCCGUUGCGUCUCCGAACCUGCUUCUGCAAUGGGUAAUGAGGAGCUGUGGGUCCAGUCAGUCUUGGAGAUGCCGAAGAGAAGAGACAUCCUGGCUAUCGUGCUGAUAGUUCUGCCCUGGACGCUGUUAAUCACCGUCUGGCACCAGAGCACCAUUGCUCCGCUGCUUGCAGUGCACAAGGAUGAGGGUGGCGACUCCAGGCGUGAUCUGGCCCAAGGCUCGGACUCCAAGGAGUACUGCCUGUCAGACCGCGACAUUGUGGAGGUGGUGAGGACAGAGUACGUUUACACCCGCCCGCCCCCAUGGUCGGACACCCUCCCUACCAUCCACAUCAUCACCCCCACCUACAGUCGGCCGGUGCAAAAGGCGGAACUGACGCGUCUGGCCAACACCCUCUUGCAUGUGCCCAACCUGCACUGGAUCCUGGUGGAGGACUCUCAGAGGCGCACCCCUCUCGUCACCCGGCUGCUGCGGGACACGGGGCUGAACUACACCCACCUCAAUGUGGAGACGCCCCGCAACUACAAGCUGCGGGGAGACAUGAGGGACCCCAGGAUCCCCCGCGGGACCAUGCAGAGGAACCUGGCCCUGCGGUGGCUGAGAGAGACCUUUAACAAAAACAGCAGCCAACCUGGGAUUGUUUACUUCGCUGACGACGAUAACACCUACAGCCUGGAGCUCUUCGAGGAGAUGCGUACCACCAGGAAGGUAUCGGUGUGGCCGGUGGCCUUUGUGGGCGGCUUGCGCUACGAGUCACCCAAGGUGAAUGCAGCGGGGAAGGUGUAUGGCUGGAAGACUGUUUUCGACCCCCACCGCCCGUUUGCCAUCGACAUGGCGGGCUUUGCUGUGAACCUCAGGCUGAUACUCCAGCGAUCUCAGGCUUACUUCAAACUGCGAGGAGUGAAGGGUGGCUACCAAGAGAGCAGCCUUCUCCGGGAACUAGUGACCUUGAAUGACCUUGAGCCGAAAGCUGCCAAUUGCACUAAGAUUCUAGUCUGGCACACAAGGACGGAAAAACCCGUGCUGGUGAACGAGGGAAAGAAAGGCUUCACAGAUCCCAACGUGGAAAUCUGAUGCUGCAUGGCUGAGCGGAGAUCAAACAGAAGAUUGUCUCAUCCUGCAGGCUCCUCUCUACAGCAGCCGCCAGGACGGCUCCUGACUUCCAAGUGUUUUAAAUGUAAGAAAAACAAGCAAGUUCGAACAACAAACCAUACCUGCACUGCUCAGACUCUCCCAACCUUCCUCCUGGACUCUGAACAGAACCGGGCCCUCUGGAGACAGAGGAACAGCACAGACCUCACCUUCAGUACAAGGUGCACAGCCUGCAGGAUGCUUGGACUGGAAGGGGCACGAUGCACUUGGGAGGAGGCCCAGCUGGAGCUGGUUUCACAGGGUGUCAUAGCAAGGAUGAGAAGGACCACAAGGAGUUACACCUUGUGUCUGUGUGCAACAGCCUCAGCAGCUCUCUGGCUGUGGAGAGGACACCUUUGCCCUUAAUUUUGAACCUAGGUUAUUCAGUAUUUAUUACACUGCACAAGACUGGGUUUUGGGGAGGGAGAAAAGCAAGGCAGGUAAGAGCUAACCACCAAGUAUCUCUGCUCUUUCCAACUUGUUCCCCUUUCAUCAGCUCUAUGGCUUGGAGGGUGGUCUGACAUACCUCUGUGUAUUUGUAUUGAUUUGUUUACAGCACCUGUGACCAUGUUCACUGUCCAUGCUAACUAAUUGGAGAUGGGUCCUAAUCCUCCAUCUCAGGCCUAUCUCUAGUGCUAACCUGACUGAGACAAGCUUUAGGUGUCGGGCUCCCUGAAGUGCGCACCUACCUCAAGAAGCGUUUUUUUAACAAUAUGGGAGGGAACCACUCAGCAUUUCACUGAAUGCUGCUGUUGUCUCCAACUCCUACCCUAGGUCUAAUUUCCACUGAUUCCUUCUUUACAGUGAUCACUCAGCAACAAACAGACCCACUUCCAUCUAUUACUCCCCACCUUCUUGAGUACAUUUAGUGUUGAUAUGUCCCAUUUCAAAGCCACAUCAUGCUACCAAUAAAAAGCCACUGGAGCAGUUCCAUACCUGCUAUUACUGGUGUGCUCUAUAGCUCCCCCGACAGUGUCUCACUGUUACUCCAACACCUGACUCCACAAAGGGUGGAUUGAAAAGAAAUAAUGUGAACAAAAUAACCUUAACCCAAACAACUUCAAAUACCUGAAACCAUUGUGGUGCAAAGCUUCUUCCUGCAGGAGAGAGGUACUUGGGUGGGGUUUUUUUGACUGUUCUGUGUAAGGUGGUGAAGCACAGUCUCUAUGGUGAUGCUGACACACAAAAGGAAGUUAAAUCAGUUCCUGUCCACCCCCCUUUAAAAAUGGUUUUCCUAGAUUGCUGCUUAGGUCUGGUAAGACUAAAAAAAUCUAAUCAAUCUCCCAUUCCUUUGGAAAAGUCUGAAGCACAAUUUUACAUGUGAAUUAAGGGAAAAAUGUAAUUCUGUAAAGAGACUCACUUAUUUUUUUAACCCUUAACAGUAUAAAAAAAAUACAUGUAGAAUAUUUCUUGCAGAGUAUUAGCUUCAGUGGGCAGAAAUCACUCAUUGGACUAAUGCCAAAUCUAUAUUUCCUAAUAUUUAAAAAAAAAUUGUUUGUAUUUAUCAAAACAAUCACUGGGGAAAAAAGUUACCUUCUUUAGCUGAUAAGGUUCUUUAGUUUCCAAUCAUGGAAGCCUUGCUACAUAGCUUCUGUGAAAACCUUCCUUUGUAUUCAAUGGCUGAAAUCCAAACUGGAUAGCAAUGAUUUUAUGCAACUGGUAUCCACUUGCAUUUUGGGAACAGCCAUUGUUAGCUCAUGUUAAACAGCGGUGCUCUGCAUCAAAGCAGGUUUAUUCCACUAUUAUACAAGCCUCCCAAGUGCAGCCCUCAGGCUGUGAACAAAGAGGUAUUUUCAAAAGGGAUACAAAGUUUUCAUGAUAUUCAAGUUGUUUUCAACUGAUGUCCUAGCUGCAUGUCUGUUUGUUUAUUCUAAUAACCCUGCUGGAUUGCAGCCUUCCAUUCUCUGUAGGGAAAAACUCCUGGUGAAAUGCAAAGGACUAAGUCCUACAGACAACCCUGCAAAUACAAAUAUGCUCCACUCUCCUCAGAAAGUCAGCUACAGGAGCCAGGCCUUUCCAGCUGGUGUGGUGGUUAUUGCCAGGAGAGCUGAGCUACAGAUGCUGCGGCGAGACAGGCACUGAUUGGGACGGAGGAUGGAGUGAUUUACAGCUGCGCUGUCUGUUCUCAGUUUUAAUUAAACUGUAUUUAAUUUGUUAAAUAAAAUUAAAUAUGGUUUUUAAUGGUUAAAA